Messenger RNA from Metarhizium acridum CQMa 102, 3063 nucleotides. RefSeq lists its product as uncharacterized. The record is from RefSeq and is a predicted model, not a curated record. Lineage: Eukaryota; Fungi; Ascomycota; Sordariomycetes; Hypocreales; Clavicipitaceae.
AUGUCCCACUUCUCCGCUGGCGCCAAGACCCCAUCGCCAUCAUCGUCGCCCCCCAACGACCUCUCCGUGGGCCUCAAGAAGAAGCAGCACCACGUUUCCGAUCCCUUCCCUCAACUAGAUCGCAACAUCGACGCUGUCCGCCGACCUGUCACGCCGCCGUCACGGCCGGACUAUGGAACUCCGCCAGAAGGCUCCCCAAACGACACUCCUCCCCGACGUCAGCGCAGUUCAUCGCGACCACUGUCCAUGGUUCAGACCUACCAGCCGCCCGUCAUGGACAUCAACGAAGACACUAUUCCUGAGCUCCAGCCCAUCUUCACGCUGCUCAACAGCCACUCCAACAAACUGUAUCAGGAAGGCUACUUUUUGAAACUCGACGAUCAAAACACACAGGGCAAACCAAACUUGGACCGAACUUGGACCGAAUGUUUUGCACAGCUUGUCGGCACAGUCUUGUCGUUGUGGGAUGCCGCCGAACUUGAUGCGGCCGGCGAGGACGGCGAGGUCCUGCCAAAGUUUAUCAAUCUCACGGACGCUUCAAUCAAGAUGAUCGAAUCACUUCCUACUCGUUCCAACGAUGAGCAGCCAUUACAAAACAUUCUGAGCAUAUCUACUGCGGGCAGAAAUCGAUAUCUUCUCCACUUCAACUCACACCACUCUCUGAUACAGUGGACGGCAGGAAUUCGUCUUGCCAUGUUCGAGCACUCAACGUUACAGGAGGCUUACACCGGCGCCUUGAUUGCGGCCAAGGGAAAAUCACUCAACAACAUCAAUGUUAUCAUGGAGAGAUCACGUAUGAAGUCGGAGCAGUGGGUCAGAGUCCGCUUCGGUGCCGGUGUGCCGUGGCGUCGCUGCUGGUGUGUUAUUUCACCCCCGGAUGAGAAGGAAUACCAGAAGCAACAGAAGGAACUCAAAAAGAGGUCUGCCUAUGACCGGUCUCACGUCCCUGUUCUCAAGGGAGAUAUCAAAUUCUAUGAUUCCAGAAAGGACGGGAAAAAGCAGAAGAAGGCUCAACCGAUUGCCACCGUUACCGAUGCAUACUCGGCCUAUGCGAUUUACCCCCAGGCAAAAUCUUUGAUUGACGCUUCAACCCUGCUCAAAAUUGAAGGCCGCGUUACCGUCCACUCUGACCCGCCCUCAGCUACUGAAGGCUUCAUCUUCAUCAUGCCCGAGGUUCAUCCGGCCGUCAGCGGCUUUGAGAUGCUGCUUCGUUUCUUAUUCCCUACCUGGGACUCCUUUGGUCUGUAUGGCCGACCCGGCAGAUUGGUCGCAAGCGUUCUUGAUCCGCGAUCGCUCAUGUUUGCCAUGCCCAAACACAAGCGCUACGGAUAUCUUGAGAUCCUCGACGUUUCGACGCUGAUUCUGGAAGAAGGCAACCCAAAUCUUGGUGGCACGCAACAACAUGAUGCCCGAGCUGAUGGCUCACCACCACGGCACCAGCCUUUCCAUGGUGGAGGCCCUGCCGGUCAAAUGUCUCACGAGCCUGCAAGCUCUGAUGAAGAGCUAGGUGCAUCUCCGCCUCCUCCCAUGCAUAAUCUGGAAGCCAUGAGAAGUCUUCAGACUCCUGAGCCAGUUUCAAGCCCUCCAGCCUUCAAUCAUGGAUCGCAAGCUAGACCCACCAGCAACCCGUAUCACUCCCCUGAGCUCCGGCGAGCGAAUAGUCGGCUGUCAAGCUCGACACUUGCCCAAAUGGCCACGGCUGGUGGCAUGGAAACCGACAUGCAAGGCGGUCGUACACCCGCCAGCUACAGAGAUGGUGAGGAUGGUGCGCUCCGUGGACCCGCGGUAUACUCGCAUGACCACUCACUAGGAACUUACGCUAAUUCGGGCAAUCUUCAUGAAGCCCCCAACUCAGGAGACCCGGGACAACCACCUGCCACGAACCUGCCGGCCCCAACCCUUCCAAACCUAGACAUUCCAAACCAGCGAUCAAGAGGCCCCGUGGGACCCAUGGGGCCUCCCAGUCCCCACGGCCAGAAUCCCAAUUCACGUCCUGGCACCUCGGAAGGGCGUCGAUCUCCCUAUCCUCCAGGAUCAGGCCCGCCACGAUCACCUAAUCCUCCGCAGCAAGGCUUUCGACCAGACCAAGCUCGAUCUCCUCCUGGUCCCCCCGGACCGCCUGGGCCUUAUGGGCGCGGACGGCCCCAUCCAGGUCAAGGACCACCAAACGGUCCCCCUGGCCAGUAUGGUAACUAUCGACCUGCACCAGGCGGGCCGCCGCCGCCUGGUGGUCCCGGGGGCGGCCGGGGUGGCCCUCCCGGCAAUCCCCAUCGAAAACCAGUUCCACGACAGACCAACAGCAUCACUCCCGAUCACAUCAUUGAUCACUAUACCUCUGACCCGUAUCGCGGCCCCGUACCUGGAUAUGAUGCAAGGCCAGCCCCGCCAUCUCACAACCAAGGCCCCGGAUUUGACGGUUCACAUGGUACUCGCGACGAAGAUCGACCUCGUGCCGGCGUGUUGAAGACUGUAGGAGGUGGAGAACCUCCGUUACAGAAUUCGGAAUUCAAUAUCCCAGAAGUAAAUUUUGGCCCUACCGUUAAUUACGGUGCGUCGGCGGUGCCGCGGAAACAAGUCCCAGGACCUGUCGAACCUUCAAUGCGUAGUCAACCGCCAGGUUACUACCCGGAGUCGAACUCGAAUGCUCACGCACCCCGGCCAGGUCAUGGGAGACAGGAACCCGUGGACUCCGGCCAAAGAACUAUGGCUUGGCAGCCCGCGGGUACCUAUACUACGUCGGGAUCAGGAUCAGGACCAGGAUCCGGAGCAAGAGCGCUGACACCAGAUCAGUACGUCCAUCGAGCCGCAGCAAACUCGCCACAGUACGGCGGUAAUCUUGGAGUGGGAGGACCUGGAGCGAUGGGUGUCAGGACUCCUAGCCCCCAUCCGCCGUAUCCUGGCGCUGGACGCGGAGGCAGUGGCCCGCCUCCACCUCCACAUGGAGGCCCUGGAGGCAACCCUUCUCGACCUCUUGGCCCUCCGUCAUCCGGCUUACCUCCACAGGGACAAUACAACCAUGGUCAAGUCCCCAAUUAUGCUCCAUACCAGGGUCAGGCCUUUUAA